AUGACGGCAGUUGGGGCAUUUUCCUCUCGUGACCUUUGGACCCUUCAGGGUCCACAUAUGCAAAUUAUUCGACCUAUGGAGUGUUUCGCCACCGGCUGCGAUGCGAUAUUGGAUGAAAAGGGCUGUAUCCACCUCCUCAGGGUUGUUAGUGCUACCGAUUGCCAAAUUAGGGGUUCCAAGGUAUGA
This is a messenger RNA of Paracoccidioides lutzii Pb01, 186 nucleotides long. RefSeq lists its product as hypothetical. The record is from RefSeq and is a predicted model, not a curated record. The coding region runs from base 1 to 186 and encodes 61 amino acids. The transcript has a single exon.